Messenger RNA from Lodderomyces parapsilosis, 1095 nucleotides. RefSeq lists its product as uncharacterized. Gene Ontology annotation, cellular component: endoplasmic reticulum tubular network. Gene Ontology annotation, biological process: endoplasmic reticulum tubular network organization. Bases 1 to 1095 code for a protein of 364 amino acids. Lineage: Eukaryota; Fungi; Ascomycota; Pichiomycetes; Serinales; Debaryomycetaceae. The record is from RefSeq and is a predicted model, not a curated record. The transcript has a single exon.
AUGGGUGUGUUUGAUAUCUUUGGCAGCAAGCAUGGCUUUGAUCCAAAUAAAUUUGAAAAAGAGUUUAGUCAGUUGACGGGGAAUAUCAACAAAACAAAACAGCAACUUGCAAGGUUGACACAACGCAAACGGAAGUUGAAUGCAAAAUUAGAAGCAUUCGUAUCAAUUGGGUACAUACUCAUUUUCCUGUACUGUUACUUUUCCAUUCCCAAUGAUGUCCGAGCCACCAAUCGUGUACAACAGUUUAUUAAGGGUCAAACAAAGCAAAACUUAUAUGUCCUUAUUGGCUAUCCAUUAAUUUCCAUAGUAGUUAUCAAAUUCAUAAAUUACGCUUUCAAUUAUCUCAUCAGACGGCAUGAUCGUUUUUUGGCCAAGUUGCAGGCCAAGCAUAAAGCCAAAAUGGACGAGUUGAAAAAGAUUACAAAUUUCAAUGCCACAAAUGAAUUGAUCAACAAGUAUGGUGAAAAGCAGUUACCUCAGCAAAUUCCACUUGCUCAGAAGAGCUCCGCUAACAAGAAGUCCACAAAACAAGACAAUUUGAGGGCUCAAGCGUUGAAAGAGUUGCAUUUGAGCGAUAAGCAACUUUCUCAGAAUGAAAAUUCGGGCACAGCAACUACACAGGAUAACUCAGGAAAGCUGCAACAACCCAAGGCUGCUACUGCAACUCCACGCACGUUUCAGGAUCGUCUAUUAGAUUUGUUUGUAGGGUCUGACAAUUCCGAGUCGGUGGAGCAACGAUACGCUUUGAUUUGCUCGCAUUGUUUUGCACAUAAUGGAUUGGCACCCCCGCAUUGUGAAGAUCCUCUGUUAGUUAAGUAUCAGUGUUGGAAGUGUGGUGCAUUGAAUGGGAAGGGAAUGUUGUUUGGAAAUUCAGGUCCAGAUGAACAACACUUAGAGGAUUCAGCAUCAACUUUCGACAAGAAUAUAGUUCCAAGUGAUGUAGCUGGUGAAGGUCAUAUUGAAAGCGGGCCCAUUAACGUUACAGACGACAUCAAGGCUAAUGCCCUUACUGAGAAAGCAGAUACACCUUCUAAUGCAUCACUGGAAGCCAAAAUAGAUUCAGAUACCAAAAAGGAGAGCCAGGUAUCAAACUGA